Molecule: messenger RNA, 1695 nt
Organism: Yarrowia lipolytica CLIB122
Lineage: Eukaryota; Fungi; Ascomycota; Dipodascomycetes; Dipodascales
Biological process (GO): ribosomal large subunit export from nucleus
Cellular component (GO): nucleus; cytoplasm
Molecular function (GO): ribosomal large subunit binding
Source: RefSeq, a predicted model, not a curated record
AUGGCUGACUACGACGGAACCAUUACCAAGCUAAUUCCCAAACACACAGCUCCCAAGAUUCUGUGCUGUCACUGUGGCAAUGCCAUGGUGAUGCGAAACGACAGCACAUCUGGAGAGGCUGGUAAGAUCAAUCUGGGAGUGGCCAAGAACUCGGGAGCCGCUCUGUGCGACGACUGUAUCAUGGCCCAGAUCGACAUUACUGAAAACAUUCCCAAGAGCGCCGCCGAAAACAUUCUGACCAUUUGCAAGAAUUGCGCCAAGGUCAGCUGUCCUCCUGGCCGGGCGUGGAUCAUUGCGCCCCAGGAAAGCAGAGAACGUCUGGCUCUGUGUCUGAAGAAGAUCAAGGGUCUGACAUCUUCGGAGGUACGGCUUGUGGACGCACAGUUUCUGUGGACCGAGCCUCACAGCAGGCGUAACAAGGUCAAGGUGACUGUUCGAGGCGAGUCCCCUCAAUUCCCCAACAUUACUGUCCAGCAGGAUUGUGUCGUGGAAUUCACAGAGGGAAGUGGCCAGUGUCCCGACUGUGCCAAGAGUUUCACAGCCAACAAGUGGACGGCACAGGUGCAGGUGCGACAAAAGGUGGACCAUAAGAAGACUUUUUUCUACCUUGAACAGCUCAUUCUCAAGUCACGAAUGGACGACGAGUGUAUCUCCAUCGAGGAGGCAAGAGAGGGUCUCAACUUUCUGUUUGCCUCCAAGCAUGCUGCUGCUCGGUUUUCCGAGUUUGUCGGCUCAGUGGUGCCCUGCAGAAUCAAGCAGUCUGAAGAGCUGGUGAGUACAGAUACUCAUACCGGCCACUCCACCUUCAAGUUUACUUUCUCCAUCGACAUUGUUCCCAUCUGUCGAGAAGACCUGAUUGUGUUGAGCAAAAAGCAGGCCACUCAGAUUGGUCUGUACAAAUCCCGAGUGGUUCUGUGCUACAAGAUCGGAUCGACCAUUCAUUUGAUCGACCCCAACUCGCUGCGAACUGCUGAUGUCACUCAGCAGCAAUUCUUCCGGGACCCCUUCACUCCUGUGGUCACCUCUACUAGCGGAGGAAAGUCGUUGACUAAGUUCAUGGUUCUGGACUGUGAGAUCAUUCUGGAUCCCUCCGUGGACGUGACCGAAUCCUUUUCGCAUGUCUCUGCCAAGCACAAGCUUGCAGAGGUGACGUUGGCUCGAGAGUCCGAUCUCGGCGUCAACGACCAGCAGUAUGUCAUUCGAACACACAUUGGCGCCAUUCUGCAGCCUGGAGACACCGCUCUAGGAUACUUUAUGGGUAACACAAACGUCAACCACGAUGAGUGGGAGAGCAUUCCCGAAGAGCAGCGUCCCGAUGUUGUCUUGGUGAAGAAGUACUACGGCGAGAAGAAGAAAUCUAAGAAGAGCCGAAACUGGAAGCUGCGACGAAUGGCCACCGAGUAUAACGAGGCCGACGACAACCAGAAGAACGCCCAUCCUUCUGCACCUGGAGGAGCCGAGUACGAGGAGUUCCUCAACGAGCUGGAGCAGGAUCCCGAGCUCCGAGGCCAGAUUGACAUGUACGCCAAGGAUGUUGAGAACGGUACUGAAGAAGGAGAUGAGGAUGGAGACGAGGAUGGAGAUGAGGAUGACGGAGACUACGAUGAUGAGCUGGACGUCAAGCUGGACGAGCUCAAAUUGGAGGACAUGGAUGAGGAGCAUGUGGUUGAGGAAGAGGAGGUCAAGGAGGAGUAA